Messenger RNA from Boleophthalmus pectinirostris (great blue-spotted mudskipper), 2407 nucleotides. RefSeq names its product G protein-coupled receptor 184 (gene gpr184). The record is from RefSeq and is a predicted model, not a curated record. The transcript is spliced from 2 exons. Bases 304 to 1335 code for a protein of 343 amino acids. Gene Ontology annotation, cellular component: membrane. Gene Ontology annotation, molecular function: G protein-coupled receptor activity. Gene Ontology annotation, biological process: G protein-coupled receptor signaling pathway; G1/S transition of mitotic cell cycle; negative regulation of G2/M transition of mitotic cell cycle. Lineage: Eukaryota; Metazoa; Chordata; Actinopteri; Gobiiformes; Gobiidae.
AGUCUUUGCUUUUUCGGUCUGCUCGCUCGUCCUGACAUAGCACACUUAACUGACCUCCUUCAACUUACAUUUUUCCUGUUCUUCAGUGGAGAGACACAGGUCCAGACUGAUCUAAUAUGCUGUAAUACCUAUAUGACAUUUUGAAUUGUUUGUGUGCAGUUGUGAAGUCUCUGGAGUUGACCUAACAGAAAGACAAAUGUGAAACAGACAUAGAAUGUGGAUGAGUCGUCCAGCAAGAUUCAACUAACCUUCACCAAACUAGGACACAGUAAAAGAGGUGAAUUUACAACCUUUCAAGAAACGAUGAACGUAACAAUGCAAACCACCACAGCAAACUCGUCUAAAGACGUCUGUGUUCAAAUCGGCGAGAGCCUUAUCAGUGACGUUUUGAUGUCCGUAUACAUUUUGGCUUUUAUAUUUGGUUUGGCUUUUAAUUUAUUAACUUUGGGCCCUAUCAUCCAACAAGUACGCCGACAGAACGUGCUUGGGAUCUUCUUGUUAAGCCUGUCUUUCUCUGAUUUGCUUUUUAUCUUCACCAUGCCCCUUUGGAUCAACUACUAUAAACAAGACCACCAAUGGAAGCUGGGUGUGCUCUCGUGUAGUAUCGUGGGGUUCUUCUACUAUUCCAACAUGUACAUUAGUAUCUUUUUGCUCUGCUGCAUCUCUGUGGAUCGCUGCCUCGUGGUCACAUACCCCCUUCACUCCAAAACCCAUCGGACUUCCAUUUACGCCUGGCUUCAGUGUUUGGGAGUAUAUGCCAUAGUGGUGUUACUGCAUGCUCUGGUGCUGUACAAUGAUGACUUAAAGGACGCACACGAUGACGUCAACGGCAAUGACAGGUGCUACGAAACAUUCCCGCUAACCGAUAAAAUUGUUUUGUUCAACUUGAUCAGAGUAGGACUUGGAUUUGUACUCCCACUGCUGAUCUUGGCAUUUAGCUACUGGAAAAUACUAGCCACAGUGGGGCAGAGUCCUGGUUUAAGCGCCCAAGCAAAAAGGAAAGUAAGAUUGCUGUCGUUUGGUGUGAUAGGUAUCUUCUCCUUUUGCUUUGCACCCUACCACAUCCUCCUCCUCGUGCGUUCUCUAGUUUUCUAUACUAGCACAAACACAGAUUUCAAUAGUAGUUACUGCCAGUUCGAGCAGAAAAUGCACUUUUUCUUUUCAUGCACACUGGCUCUGUCUAGUCUCAACUGUGUGGUGGACCCAGUGCUGUAUGUGCUGGUCAGUAAUGGGGUUCAGAACGAUGUGAAGUCCUGCUGUAGCAGACAAACAAGGUCACAGACUGAGGACUGUGUGUUGACAGCACAAAGAGACAUAAAAAAUAAUCUAAUAUAAAACUGAAAAUAGAUUUGGUUUACAUGUCCUUCAUGUGUGGGAGAGCUUCUUGAGAAAGUUAUUACUAUCUGCAUGUUAUAUCCUCACUGACAGAUUGCAGUGGCAUUUAAUUAUCGGUCACAAACAACAAAGAUUUCCUUUCUAAUUUGCAAUUUUUCUCCAAAUGCUACCCUCUCUCUCUCUCUCUUUGUCUGAGCGUGGGACAGGUUCCAAGCUGUAUUUAUAAACAACAUUAUAUGUUGAAAUCAUAGCCUGAUAAGAGUUGCUCUGUCAGACACUUAUUUGUAUAUUCAAAGUGUUGCUAUGAAUUAUGUAUGACAAACCUCAAUCUAGAAGUUAAUGAAGGAGAUGCAGGACUGUUUGCGGAACACAAAGCCUUUAUGCAGAGACAAUCAGCCUCCUGAGAGACACAACAUGGCUGCCAGUGGCUCCAUCAGAUUGUGCUUGGAGCUGAAGAGAUGUUUGAAUAACAUGCAUCUGUAUAAUUGGAUUGCAGUCCCAGGUUUGGUGGUCCCAAGUGUUGUUCAAUGGCAGUACUUGCACUUGUGGAUGGACACAGCGAUAGUUGAAGAGCUCUUGUGUUUUUCCUUCCAAUCUGGACUACAAUAUUCUGUCUGUGAUUGUGUGACCCUGUUGCAUUUAAGAGCUACAUAAAAGCAUGCGCUUCAGAAGCACUUCACAUCUCAGUGACUGUGAAACAAAUAAACUACUGUUAAGUAUGUUUAACCCUAGUAGUAUAAAUAAACUGAAAUAUUGUAAACUAAUUAUUGGUUUGAUUUACAUAAGAUCACUGUGUUUGUGUGUAAUGUAUCUUAUUCAAAUGUAUUCUUUCAUGCCAUUACUGAUAAGCGUUUUCUUCCUCACUCAGAUACAGGCACCCCGGGUGUUAAAGAGGCUUCUUGUUAUAGAGUUAUUUUUUUUAAAAUGGUCCAUUCUCCAUCUGUGGUGUAGGCAUCAAUAAUAUUGGUUUCUUCUAUCAGUGCCUCUGUCAUUUAAAACCAUUCAAAAUAAACAGGAAAAGAACUGUACAGAAUGUAGUAGUCUAUCUUCAAAUAAAUAUUUAUUAAAUGUA